Messenger RNA from Coregonus clupeaformis (lake whitefish), 2370 nucleotides. RefSeq names its product stromal membrane-associated protein 2-like. Bases 454 to 2232 code for a protein of 592 amino acids. Gene Ontology annotation, molecular function: GTPase activator activity. Gene Ontology annotation, biological process: regulation of clathrin-dependent endocytosis. The record is from RefSeq and is a predicted model, not a curated record. The transcript is spliced from 10 exons. Lineage: Eukaryota; Metazoa; Chordata; Actinopteri; Salmoniformes; Salmonidae.
UCAGACUAGAGGACUCGAUACCGAUGCGCUUGAAAGGAGUGUAGCUAAACCGCUUGUUGCGCUAUAAUUUUUCCACAAGAGGCCGACAGGAAAUAUAGUUUUUUUAUGUGAUAUUUUACUACCAAAUAUAUAUUUUUCGACAAAGCAUACGAGUGCAAUAAUAGGCUACAAACUCUGUCUUGCCAGGCCAUUACUAAUGCAUUGCCGCAAGCUAGCUGGGUAGCUUUGACUUAAAGGAUUGUUCCAUAACGUUUGAAAAGCAAAUCGCUUCCCUCUUUGGACGCGGGCGCCGAAAAAAGCUUGAUCUGUAUUUCAUUUUUCUGCGGUCUGGUUUUUAUUCUGCAAACGGAGUUUCUCUGAAUCAGGCUGCUCCAUCUAUCUUGAUAUUAGGACGACAGCGGCGGGUGUCGGAAAGGUGUGAGAGAGAGAGACAACAUAGAGGGAGAGACAGUAAUGAUGAUGACUGGUAAAUCGGUGAAAGACAUUGACAGAUAUCAAGCUGUCCUCACUUCGCUACUAUCACUAGAGGAGAACAAAUUCUGCGCGGAUUGUAAAUCCAAAGGUCCCAGAUGGGCGUCAUGGAACCUGGGUAUAUUUAUCUGUAUCCGCUGUGCUGGGAUCCACAGGAACCUGGGCGUCCACAUCUCCAGGGUCAAGUCUGUCAACCUGGACCAAUGGACACAGGAACAGAUAGAGUGUGUUCAGGAGAUGGGGAACGCCAAGGCCAGACGACUCUAUGAAGCUUUCCUACCAGAGUGUUUCAUACGACCAGAGACGGACCAGUCAGCAGAGAUGUUUAUCCGGGACAAAUAUGAUAAGAAGAAGUACAUGGACAAGGUCCUAGACGUCAACAGGCUUAGAAAAGAGAAGAGCUGUGAAAACAUCCCCAUGGAGCCAGUAGUGUUUGAGAAGAUGAAGUUGAAGAGAGAAAACAGCCCAAAGACACAGACCCAGUCUCCGUCUGUCUCAGACCUCCUAGGACUUGAUGAUCUUGCUCCCAAUGCUGCUGUAUCUAAUGGUAGAUCCAGCCCUGGAGAGAGGGGGAGUCCUGCGGUGGCUAACACAACUACGGUGCACUCUGGCCGGGAUCUAUUCAACUCUCUGCCUGCCUCUUCCUCCACCACCUACACCAAGAACACACCGGUGGGUAGCUCCAUGCCCAGGGGUUGUGUGGCCUCGUCGGUACCCAAGAACCUCAGCCUGUUCCUGGACUCAGCACCCAGACAGGAGGGCUCUAGGAGAAAGAUGUCCAAGGACUCCAUCCUCUCCCUCUACGCCACCCCACCCACGUCGCACCAGAACCUGGCUGCACGCGCUGGCCUGUACAUGAACCCUGCCCAGCUGGGCUACUACGGAUCGUACCAUUCCCUGGCCACACAGGGGGGAGCGAUGGGAGGAGGCAUGGUGACAUCACACUCCAUGAUGGCCCUGAGUGGUCAGCAGCAGAACGGCGUGAUGGGAGGGCAGCAAAGCAUUAUGGGAGCUCAGCAGAACGGAAUGGUGGCAGCACAGCAGAACGGCUUUAUGGCUCAACAGGGUGUCAUGGGGCAAGCAGUCAACACAUCCCCGUUCAUGGCAGGAGUGCCACACAGCAUGACGGUUCAGCAGAACGUCAUGAUGGGAGUUCAGCAGAACGGCCUCAUGGGAGUUCAGCAGAACGGCAUGAUGGGAGCACAGCAGAACGGCAUGAUGGGAGCUCAGCAGAACGGCAUGAUGGGAGCUCAGCAGAACGGCAUGAUGGGAGCUCAGCAGAACGGCAUGAUGGGAGCUCAGCAGAACGGCAUGAUGGGAGCUCAGCAGAACGGCAUGAUGGGAGCUCAGCAGAACGGCAUGAUGGGAGCUCAGCAGAACGGCAUGAUGGGAGCUCAGCAGAACGGCAUGAUGGGAGCUCAGCAGAACGGCAUGAUGGGAGCUCAGCAGAACGGCAUGAUGGGAGCUCAGCAGAACGGCAUGAUGGGAGUGCAACAUAACGGCAUCAUGGGAUCACAGCAACAAAGCAUCAUGGGACAUCAACCGAAAGGCAUGAUGGGAGGAGUGGCGUCCGUGCUUCAGCAGGUGUACGGAGUACAGCAGGAUCAGCAGCGACAGUGCAACAUCACUGAGAUGACCCAGCACAUGGCAGGGGUGAACUUCUACGGCACCAACGGCAUGAUGGGAUACGGCGGUCAGCACAUGGGAGGACCAAUGAUUCAAAGCUCCAACCACUUGAUGAGGUCACACGUCUGGAAGUGAUGUCACUACCUGAUGAGGAAGUUGAUUUCACUGAGCAGCAGUGGUGCUUGGAAGGUUUCGGGGACUUUUCUAAUGAACUUUUCAUCAGACAAUUUAGAUAACAUGGGAGGAGGAAGAGGAGGAAGGUGGUGAAGUUUA